UCGUCACCUCAGCAGAGCCUACCCCGCGCAGACGCCAGGGGCCAGGGUGAGGCCCUGAGUAUGUUUGCGGUGUUCCGGAAGCCCAAGACAUUCAAGCUGCGGGCCCUGCACAGCCAGAGCAAGUUUGGGGUGGCGGGCAGGAGCUGCGAGGAGGUGCUGCGGAAGGGGUGCCUCCACCUGCAGCUCCCUAUUGCUGGCUCCCGCCUCUGCCUCUAUGAAGAUGGCACGGAGCUGACUGGAGAUUACUUCUGGAGCGUUCCUGACAACUCCGAGCUUGUGCUUCUCACCAAGGGCCAGACUUGGCAGGGCUAUGUGAGUGACAUCAGUCACUUCCUCAGCGUGUUCCACAAGCCGCACGAGGGCCUCAUCCAGGCCGCCCGGCAACUGCUCUCUGGCGAGCUGGCCCCGCUGCGGCAGAAGCUUCUGGUCGACCUGCUGCACACUGUCAGUGAGAACAUCGCGGCUGAGACCCGGGCCGAGGACCCGCCGUGGUUCGAAGGUUUGGAGUCCCGGUUUAGGAGUAAGUCCAGCUAUCUGAGAUACAGCUGCGAGAGCCGGAUCCGGGGCUACCUGAGAGAGGUGGGCGCUUACUCCUCCCUGGUCGGCGCCGAGGCUCAGGAGGAGUUUGUGCAGAUCGUCGAGGCCAUGUCCCGGAGGCUCAGGGCUGUGAGUUACAAUGGCAGCUACUUCGACAGAGGAGCUAAGGCAAGCCGGCUCUGCACGCCGGAAGGCUGGUUCUCCUGCCAGGGUCCUUUUGAUGUGGACGACUGUGCGUCUAAGCACUCCAUCAACCCCUACAGCAACAGGGAGAGCCGGGUCCUCUUCAGCACCUGGAACCUGGACCACGUAAUAGAGAAGAAACGCACCAUUGUUCCCACGCUGGCUGAAGCGAUUAAAGAACAAGAUGGAAGAGAAAUAGACUGGGAGUAUUUUUACAGCCUGCUUUUUACCUCGGAGAAUCUAAAGUUAGUUCACAUUGCCUGCCAUAAGAAAACCAACCACAAACUCAGCUGCAACCCAGACAGAAUCUACAAACCCCUGACAAAGCCGAAGAGGAAGCGGCCUGCUAAAAAGUGCCCGUGACCUGGGCACACACCUUGACCUCACGCAUGGCCUGACAGUGUGUGGAUAAUUUUAAUAGGUGCUAAUUAAUUUUGGUCACUCCAGUAGUCUCUGGAAGAAAACUUAAAAAAAAAAUCUUUCUACAAAUUCUGACUCCAGUAUCUUUCUGCCUCUGUCUUCUGCACCUCUGAGAGCCCAGCUGCCAGAGGCCCAGUGUGGCGUGCUCCCUGGCGCCUGUGCGUCCUGGGAGUGCCGGCUGGCAGGGUCGGGAACAGUCCUUGUGCUCAGGAAUCCUUUCCUCCUCUGACUUCACCACUGGUGUGUAUGCUCCUGUAGCAUCUCCAUCCUAAACCGGCCUCACGGCCAAACCUGGCCACUCUUGAGGGACCAGUUGUUUAUGCGCCAGCUCUCUGCUGCUGCGUUUCCAUCUGCCUUGGAGAGCUCCAUCCUCUGGACUCUUCUAAAUGCUCAAGAAACAGCUGUGACCCUUUUGGGGUAAAGUGUUGUACUCCAUAAAGAACAUACAAGGAUAGUCAUUGUUGUGUUAUUUCUAAUGCAUUCUUUAUAAUGGCAAAAGCAGAAAACUCUCCAAAUGUCUGUCUGUGGGGAAAGGCUGAUGGGGGCCUUCUGUUGAACCAUGUGAAACUGCUGUUUCUGUAGGUUAAAAAUGGUCAGAUAUCACUGAUUUCAUGAUUCAACCUAAAACGUCUAUAAAAUGCAAAACUAUGUAGCAGUUUUAAGUGUUUAUGUACGGAAAUGGGGAGCUGUCUGUUAAAUGCAUGAGGCAAGCGCUUAACCAGGCAGAGUAGGAGCCGUUGGUUUUAUAAAAGGUUCUGAGUGUAUGUCACAUGUGUGACAAUGCGUACAGAGACAGCCUGCAAGGAAACACACCAUCUGUGAAUGGCAAUAAUCCUGGGGGACAAGGUUGGGGUCCGAGUGGAUUACAAAGGACUCAUUUUAUAAAUCGUGUAUUUUAUAAUACUUGAAGUUUUUGAAAUGAGCAUUUAUUUCAUAAUUUAAAAAAAUUUAAAGUCAUAAUGUUUUGUACUAUUUGAAUUUUUACAUUUAUUGUAUAAUCAGAAAAAGCAAUAAAGAUUUUUAUUAAAUAGGCAUGUCAAAAGAGUUUGCAAUCAUUGAUAAUGACAAAAAUAAGGAUAAAAAUAAGGGGUCAAUGAUUUUUAAAAGAUUAACCCAAUCGUCCCGUUUUCUUCUCUGAAAUAUAGAAACACCUUAGAAUGAGCCAGUUCUAGAUGCAGAAUUUUAGAAGUUCCGUCUCAUUAAGUGGCGUUUAUCUGUCUGAUCAGGAAGUGCGGAGGGCGAGCUGGCGCCCAGGAUGCCUGGAUCCUCUCCCCAUGUCCCUCGUGCCCGGGCCAAACUUUCCAGAGGUCAGCAGCUGCCAUCUGUGCAGUGAGGGGCUGGGCUGGGCCCGGCAGCCUCCAAGCUCCUUCCAGCUCGUUCACUGAGUUUGGGGAAGGGCUAGCCUGCUCUCCGGGGCCGAAAGUCCCCUUUCUGCAGCGCGUCUUUGUCAGAGCCUUUCCUGACGGCCGUCUUGGUAGAGUUGUUCUAGUGGAGGCUCCUCCUCCCACACAGGAGAGUGACAGUGCCCCCGCCUCGCCACGGGACACACAGGGCUGCUGCCCCUCCACCAGCGGGCUCCGGGUGCCACGCCCAUCGCUGGGCUCUGUGAGAUUGGCUCUGUUAGGGCUUUUCCCGCCUUCACUGCUGUCGGCUCCUGUACCUGUUUCUCCUGCCCUUCCUAACCUGCAGUUGCAUCUCCGCCACGGCAGGAAACCAGAAAUGCGCUCUGCCCGAAGCUCUGUGCAGACAGGCGCCUUCGAGCAGGAGCUGCAAGGCUCUCCCGGUGUGAUGUUGUUUGUUGUUUUCCACUUUCUUCCAGGCCCUGAGCUUGGGUGCUGGGCGACUGUGAUUGGCGAGAGGUGUCACCAGUCAGGAGUUAUGUCACCCAAACCCUCAGACUCCCAGGUUAGAGGAGGUAGCUGAACCUUUUUGCAAAAUAUGGGCUUAUGGUCUGUCCAUUCUCAACAAAAGGAAAGAAGAAAAAUCUUGGAGCUGGGAGUGUAUAGUCGUGUGAUCUGUGGUGUGAGAUCCAGGCACCGGGUCCCCCACUGCUGGAAGGCCCUGGCGUCAGCGAUGGGCUUCCAAGGAAAAGCCCGGUGGGUGGCCUUCACAAGGCCUCAAGUGGCUGCGUCCCAGGCUCUAUUGUGUCGCAAGGCUGUGGUGAUCAGAGCUCCUGCAGCUUACAGGAGGAAGGGCGCCAGGCAGCCAGCCUCUGAUGGGGCUGCGAGGGGGCAGAGGGUGCUGAGAUGGAGAGCGCGGGCAGAGACUGCGUAAGCAAAGGGAGGCCCAGGAGGGAGCUGGCUGUUCAGGGGCUGAGGGUGAGGAGGCGUGUCAGUCCUGGGAGGGGCCGCAGGCUGAAGGGUGUGAGGAUGGGGAGGAGUAUCCACGAGGUGAGACUCCAGGCCGCACUGCAAAGUGAGGCCAGGGCAAAGAGUGGGUUUAAUUCCAGAUGCCCUAGAAGCACUUGAAGGGCUUUAGGGAGGGAGCCUGACUUACAUCUUAAACCCUGCCCAUUCCAUAGAAAGGCCUGUUUUCAGGGCUGCCUUGACUCCUCCUGGGGGGGCCCUGAGCCCUUGGACACUCCUGCAGAGAAGUGUCUUUGUAUGCCCGAGGACUGGGCCCCUCUCUCUACUGACCUGGGGGCUGGAGUCUGAGCAGCUAAGUUCCUCAGAUGGGCACUCCAUGCCUACGUGGCUGACCCCCAAUAAAACGCUGGGCCCUGAGGCCCGGGGGAGCCUCCUCAGCUGCAACACUUCGCACGUGUAGUCCCCCAUCAUGCCCGUCUCCAUGCGACUCCACGGGAGAGACACCUGAAGCCUGUGACGGGUCUCUCCUGGACUCUGCCCCAUGCGCCUUUUCCCUCUGCUGUCUUUGAUCUGUGUCCUUUCCAGAGAUAAACAGUGACUGUGAGUAUAACGGCUCUCCUGAGUCCUGUGUGUUCUGUGAAUUGUUGAGCCUGAGGUGGGCUCAGGGCCCUAUGCAGACAUGCAUGAGGGAGGAAGACAUCCACAGCUUAUUGUGGUCCUCAGCUCUGCGGGAGUAGACUUCCAGGGGUACGUAUUCUGUACGGCUCAAGCACUCUAGUCCUUUCGUGAAGACCCAUGUUACAGAGUGCUUCUAAAAAUGUGCAUCUGUCACGCAGCCCGGCCUCUGGCAGUAGCCUAGGUCAGGCAGUCACUUCACAUGCUGGCAGAACGUAUCAUUGGAAUACCCACAGUUAGAGUGAUUUUAACAUCUACUUUAAUAUGCUUUUUGGGAUGUCAUCCUUAGGGCUUAUCCUACAUUCCUUUUGUAUUGCUGGUCCUCAGUCAUCCUGAACUGGCCUCAGCGUAACGUUUCUGUUGUGCUGUUGGCACUGUGAGCACAGAGUGGGCUUCCUGAUGCUCCACGAGGCUCCGGAACCACCACAGCCUGUGCGGCUCCUCCCCUAGUGUUUCCACCUGGGGACAUUUCACUCUCAGUCGAGGGUGACCAUCACGGAUACAGAUUUGCCACCUCCGCCACUUUCUCAACACCAGAGAUGCCACAUGGAGUUUUCUGCACCUCAAAAACUCUUCAACUACCACGUGAAAUGACAGAGCUUUGAUUCAGCGGAGCCCGCCGCUGCCGCGUUCUCCGUGAUAGAAGGGAAGCGCCCGCACACGCCGCGGCCUCCUUCCCAGACGCCGCUGAGAAGCCUCGGCAGACGGGAGGCUGUCUCCCCGCUGAUGCUCCCGUCAGUGCAGGUUGGAAACUGCGAGUGAGGGAGGGUGGUCGUCCUUGGAGUGAACAGUUUUCAUUUCCCACUUUGCUGGAGCAUAACCUGGUGUCUCUUCCGCAGGUGUGCUGGGAUUCAGGACGAUGCUUCUCCCGGGGGACAGUGUGCAGGGAAGACAAAAUUGCCACACUGAGGCAGCUCGAGCACGACGGGUCCAGGUGCAGUGAUUAACGGUCGUUCCUGCGUGAUCUCAAGCUAUAAAUUAUUUCCCCUGGCUGCUAUCAAGAGGCUUUUACAAGCAACAUUUUCAAAUUACUAAAUAUAGAGUAGUUCACUGAUCAAUAAAUCACCAAAUUAUUCAGAGUAGGCAAAGGUCACUGCUGCUAAUGGGAAAAUGAUCCCAUCGGAAGCAAAGAACGCCGGCUGGGGAGAGUCUCUUUCUGGCAGGGCAGGUGGAGCCAUCAGGGAGCUGAAACAUCCCUUACAGGGCACUUCAACUGCAUUUUGCCCCCAAUUAUCUCUUACGUAAAAUACUUCUGUGUUUCACAGUUGAAUGGGGUACAUCUAGCUGCUGUUAUAACUAAACCAGAAAGGUGUAAACAGUCAGACUCUGUUGCUCACUCAGGGAGAUGCAACACCGUCCUGCUGCCUUGCAGGCAGCUUUCCUCCUUGUUUCGGGUCAUCUGGGAACCUGGCUCCCACCUGGACCCUCUCACCUCCUGGAUGCUCCUCCUCCUGCGCGCUCUCCAGUCCUAGGCCCUGCGUGGUCUCUGCACGCAGCUGGUGGCAGUCAGAGGCAUGCAGAGCACACCUGCGCUGCUCUCCACAGUGCACAGGCGAGAAUGCACCACAGGCGCUCCUGGACGCAAGGGGGACUGGGCAGUGCAGUCUCUGGCGGGGCGCUGUGCCUGUGACCCUCCACAGCAGGGAGGAGAGCGCGGCGCUCGCGGGACGGCUAGCCUCCCCACCCCACGGGGCGAAGAGUGUGCUGAACACCUCUGCUGUCUCAGAAAUCCCAGACCUACACCAGAGGUCACAUCCCUUCAAGGUCACAGCUCUGCUCUUAACUCUCGGGCCGCACGGGGCCUCCCCCUGCUGGUGUGCAGGCACAUGGGCUGGCCCAAACAUACAAGCAGACCGCACGAC
This is a messenger RNA of Equus quagga, 5983 nucleotides long. It is a transcript of the gene DFFB, whose product is annotated as DNA fragmentation factor subunit beta. NCBI's taxonomy places the organism in Eukaryota, Metazoa, Chordata, Mammalia, Perissodactyla, Equidae. Gene Ontology annotation, biological process: apoptotic process; apoptotic DNA fragmentation. The record is from RefSeq and is a predicted model, not a curated record. Gene Ontology annotation, cellular component: cytoplasm; nucleus. Gene Ontology annotation, molecular function: DNA endonuclease activity. The transcript is spliced from 7 exons. The coding region runs from base 61 to 1083 and encodes 340 amino acids.